AAUUUUAAAGGGUGCCUCGGGACUGUCCAUAAUUUUAAAGGGUGCCUCGGGACUGUCAAUAAUUUUAAAGAGUGCCUCAGAACUGUCCAUAAUUUUAAAGGGUGCCUCAGAACUGUCCACAAUUUUAAAGGGUGCCUCGGGACUGUCCAUAAUUUUAAAGGGUGCCUCAGCACUGUUCAUAAUUUUAAAGGGUGCCUCGGGACUGUCCUGUCCAUAAUUUUAAAGGGUGCCUCGGGAAUGUCCAUAAUUUUAAAGGGUGCCUCAGAACUGUCCAUAAUUUUAAAGGGUGCCUGGGGACUGUCC
Molecule: messenger RNA, 303 nt
Organism: Staurois parvus
Lineage: Eukaryota; Metazoa; Chordata; Amphibia; Anura; Ranidae
Source: the annotation of a GenBank genome assembly